AGCGUUUGUGCUGGUGGCAUCUCAUCACCGAUAGGCCCUCAAAGAGAAUUCUGUCAGGGCCGUCGCCGUAGCCGAACUUCGCUGUGAUUUCUAGGUAUACAGAGUUCAACGAAGCUCUGUUCCACACCUGUUAGCCCGUCGUUCUCAAGGUGAAAUCAGUGUCUGAGUAUGGCUCGUCGGUGGUUACGUUGUCUUACACCAGUGUUUCAAACUGGUCUCACCCUACCAGCAGCAGACCUCAUCUCGUCAUAUAUGACUAUGAUACAAAAGCCACGAAAUAGGAAGAAGAGACGGUCCUUCAAGCUUCAAUCGUGAUCUUCGUCGUAUAAAAUCAAAGUUGUCACGUCCCCUAAAAGCGUCGAAUGUCUGCAAGCAUAGUGACUCCUCUCCGGAGGGACGUGAGCCCAGACGAACCAAGAUCCACCCAGCCAACGGCAGUAGAGGCUAUGAAAAUCCUCCGCGCCCUACUUGCUGCAAACAACGAAGAAGUGCCCGACCUUUUUCAGCACAGCACUUUCUCCAUAUUUCAUGAUUUGCUGGAGGUGACUGAUCCUUCCAUCACCGCUAAUAGUCGUGAAGACGUCGAUGAAUUGCUGUCGACAUUCUAUGGACUAGAUUGGGAGGAUGUUUGCGAUUACUUGGGACUUGACAGCGACGAAGAUGACGAGCAAUUUCGGAAGGAAAGCCUCACCUGCCUCAACCUUCCAGAGUCGGUUCAGAAAGACAUGCGCGAUACGAUUCGGCUAAGUGUGCUGACGGAUGUCCGUCGUCACACCUUUCACCAUGUUAUGCCGGUGGUUACAAAGAGCCUUCAGUCGUUUGGGGGACUUUUGUACACUUACAUCAGCGACAAGUUUUGUCUCGACGGAACUACCAAGGGAGGUUUCAUAGAUGUCAUGAUUAGACACCAACACAAAACGAUCCUCAUCUUCAUCAUAAUGAAACAAAGUUUCUUUUCAGAUCACCCUUCUUUGAAACUUCUUGCACAAGUUGUUGCGGAGAUGAGCGGGGUUUUUGCGCUGAACAAGAAAUUAUCGGGUUUCUCGUUCCCAGUAUACGCCAUAGUCUCUGACUUGUCGCAGUUCUUCUACUAUUGCUACACAGGGAAUGAAUUCAUAUCACUGGGGAGGUUUGAUCAGGCCGAAAAGGUCGGCUUUGACGUCGAAACCGCUAACGCUGGAACGACCUCUUCCAUGUUGUCGUCUUUCGCACCCGAUUUCUUCUCUAUAUUGCUAGAGGGAUUCUAUCGCUAUUCAGAAGCCAUGGCAGAGCACUUACGCCCUUUGGGAGGCCCUGCACUUAUCCGCUACAAAGCAGCCGCCCGAGUAACCUCGUCUUAUCAAGAGCUUCGGGAGGACAGUGUCAGGAAGCAAAAAGAAGGGCGUAACAGAAUCUCAAAAGGCGGUUGGAAUCGCUCACACUAUCCUCUGCUCCGUUGGAUUGACGUGGAUUCCCGAGGGUGGUUUGGCGAACGGUGGCGGGAAGCUGAACUUGGCUUCAAUUAAGGCGGCACCCGGCGUUACUAUGCGAUAUGAAGUCGAUGCUACUAACGCUACGAUCUGCCUCCGCGUCUCGAAGUCGAGGACCAAAACUGGCGAAUAUGUUUUCUUGAUGAGACGCG
Desarmillaria tabescens is the source of this 1621-nucleotide messenger RNA. RefSeq lists its product as uncharacterized. Lineage: Eukaryota; Fungi; Basidiomycota; Agaricomycetes; Agaricales; Physalacriaceae. The record is from RefSeq and is a predicted model, not a curated record. Bases 363 to 1505 code for a protein of 380 amino acids. The transcript is spliced from 7 exons.